This is a messenger RNA of Ananas comosus (pineapple), 646 nucleotides long. RefSeq lists its product as uncharacterized. The transcript has a single exon. The record is from RefSeq and is a predicted model, not a curated record. Bases 73 to 606 code for a protein of 177 amino acids. NCBI's taxonomy places the organism in Eukaryota, Viridiplantae, Streptophyta, Magnoliopsida, Poales, Bromeliaceae.
UAACCUAAUCGAAUCCUUAAUUUCACGGUUCAACCCAUUCGUUUGCUUUAGGAACAAAGAUAAAUAUAUAUCAUGGCAUCCACGGCUGUAGAGAGCGUGGACCGCGCCAUGCAAGAGUACUGCGUCGUCGACCUCGAGCGAAUCGACGUGCCGGAGAUCGACGGCGCGCUUCUGAUGGAACUGCUGGAGGACUCGUGCGCCGACGCCGACGACGACGCCGAGGACGACCGGCUCGGCGGCGUCAUCCGGUCGCUGGAAGCGGAGAUCGGGUCGAAUUCCGGAUCGAUGGAGAUCGGCGACGACGAGUCGACGACCGGCCCGGCCGACGGCGGAUUGGAGGCCGUGCUAUCGGAUUUCGACAGCUUCGACGGGCUGAGAGACGCAGGUUACGCUGUCGACGAGGAUCCAUUUGGUUGGGCGGAGAUGGAGGUGGGGACGAGCGCGGCGAUGGGCGGGUGGUAUGUGGGUGUAGAGGAGGGGGAGGGUGGGGUGGUGGAGUAUGAGGAGGAGGGGAGAGAGUUUGAUUAUGGUUAUGGUUAUGGUUAUGGAGUGGUUUACUAUGGGGAGGGGAUGGUGGAGCAAACGUAUAGCCCUUUGUGGGGAUAAUCACGUAUACAGUUAAUUUGGAAGGGUUUUUUUUUUUUUU